Molecule: messenger RNA, 1144 nt
Organism: Nilaparvata lugens (brown planthopper)
Lineage: Eukaryota; Metazoa; Arthropoda; Insecta; Hemiptera; Delphacidae
Product: chromobox protein homolog 1-like
Exons: 4
Coding region: 1-957 (318 amino acids)
Biological process (GO): chromatin organization; negative regulation of transcription by RNA polymerase II
Cellular component (GO): pericentric heterochromatin
Molecular function (GO): chromatin binding
Source: RefSeq, a predicted model, not a curated record
AUGCGCAGCGCAACGUCACUUUUGCUGUUGAGUAAUAUUUUGCAGGAUAAUACCAAAGAUGACAAAGAAAAGAAGAAGCAGACUGAAAAGAAAAAGAAGGAUGAGGUGGAAGAGAAGAAGGAAGAGAAAAAUAAGGACGAUGGUGAAGAAGAGAGCAGUGACAGUAGCUGUGAUGGCAGUGAGUACGAAGUGGAAGCCAUUGUGGAUGCCAGGACGAAGCGGAACGCCAAAACGGAGUAUCUGGUGAAAUGGAAAGGAUGGUCAUCCCAUCACAAUUCCUGGGUCGACGAAGAGGAUAUUUACUGCGAAAACCUCAUUGAAGACUUUCUCAAAAAUCGGAAAGAGGAUAAUACCAAAGAUGACAAAGAAAAGAAGAAGCAGACUGAAAAGAAAAAGAAGGAUGAGGUGGAAGAGAAGAAGGAAGAGAAAAAUAAGGACGAUGGUGAAGAAGAGAGCAGUGACAGUAGCUGUGAUGGCAGUGAGUACGAAGUGGAAGCCAUUGUGGAUGCCAGGACGAAGCGGAACGCCAAAACGGAGUAUCUGGUGAAAUGGAAAGGAUGGUCAUCCCAUCACAAUUCCUGGGUCGACGAAGAGGAUAUUUACUGCGAAAACCUCAUUGAAGACUUUCUCAAAAAUCGGAAAGAGGAUAAUACCAAAGAUGACAAAGAAAAGAAGAAGCAGACUGAAAAGAAAAAGAAGGAUGAGGUGGAAGAGAAGAAGGAAGAGAAAAAUAAGGACGAUGGUGAAGAAGAGAGCAGUGACAGUAGCUGUGAUGGCAGUGAGUACGAAGUGGAAGCCAUUGUGGAUGCCAGGACGAAGCGGAACGCCAAAACGGAGUAUCUGGUGAAAUGGAAAGGAUGGUCAUCCCAUCACAAUUCCUGGGUCGACGAAGAGGAUAUUUACUGCGAAAACCUCAUUGAAGACUUUCUCAAAAAUCGGAAAGAGGCAAGUUCAUGACAUUUUCUUAACUGCUCCUAAUAGUUUUCACUUGUUCACUUUGAAUAAAUUAUUGUCAAAAUCCCUCUUUUGUAUCUUUAAGAGUUUAAUUUCUCCACCAUCUUCCACAUAACUCUCACUAUUCAUUUACUACUAGCAGGUAACCCGGCUCUAAUUAAAAACUGAAAACCUGACCCACUGAAACUUU